GGGCGGAUACGGACACUCAAGCUACCCUCGUGCUGACCUUCCUGUCACUUUGGGCGGCUACAGGGACCACAGGCCUUUGGAGUCUCGAAUCUUCGCGGGUGUGAAGGCAAAGACCGUGAAGGAUGCAGGCAGACACAGAUGGCGUCGAGGGCUCGUUUUCGCGGAAUUGCUCAAGGCGCAACAGGCGGAGGCGGAUCCCGACAACCAGGUGCAGCUCCCCAACCGCUUGCUCAACUUUCGGGCGAAGGUGCAGGAAGGGAUCGGGGCGAAGGGGUUCCAGGAGGAGUGGUCUGACAUCUGCGGCAAUGGCAGGCGAUACGAGUCUCCCACUGAGUAUUUCAAUGAGCUGGAGGGCGUGGUGAUCGAGAAGGCACUGCAGGACUAUAUUUCGCCACCAGCGACGAGACGAGCGGACGGGCCAGUGUUCAGCGACCAGACGGUACGACUGAUUAAGGCAAAGCACUACUGGCAAUAUCAGCUUGCAGCUAUUCCUGACGGUGCUCGGUGGAUGCGGGCACAGUUCCAGUUGCAUUUCAACGAGGCGGCGAAGUUGGCGACGGCGGCGAUCAGGAGUGAGAAGCGGCAGCGGACGGCGGCGCUAGCUGACGAGGCGGAGCGAGCGGCAGGUCAGAGGAACUUGCGGAGGCUCCACACCAUCGUGAAUAAGUUGGCCCCGAAGCCAGCGGCGCCAAUCAUGACAGUAAAGGACCCGAACACUGGGCUGCCGUGUUUUGAUGCUGAGGACGACCAGAGAGUGUGUAUUCUGAGCACAUGCGACGUGUGCGACGGCACGGCGAUGCGUCUUGACGAGCGGCCUCUUCGAGCUGGCAGGAAGGAACGCGAUGAUGAUAGGAUCGGCAGCUACGGCCUUGCUGAGGUGAAGGAGAGUAUCAUAGAUUUGCCCAACAUGAAGGGGGGACCUAUGCUGCAGUGGCCUAUGAGGGGGGCGCCUGGGGGCGCUGUUGCUGAGUCUUGGAAGCUGGCGAUAGACACGCUCGCGCCACCCCUCUUGCAGGUUGUCAACGCGGCGCAGGCGCUGGGCGACGCACCUCAGAGGUUCAAGGAUGGUGAGACCAUGCAGUUGAGGAAACCGAAGGGCGACGGCUGCACGGCAUCGACGGACUACCGUACCAUCAACUUGAUCAACCACUUCGGCAAGGCGUACGCCAGGGUCACCACACUUGACGCGAUGAGGGAGGUGGCACACAAGAUUUCACCAACGCAGUUCGGAGCUAUGCCUGGGCGGGGUACGCGAGAUGCGGCGGCAGUGGCAGGCGAAGUGAUUGUUAGGCAUCAGAGAGAGCACCGAGCCAAGCGACGAGGAAGCACUUCAGCCCCACCUCCUAUGCUGCUGGCAGUCCUCACGGACAUCGAGAAGGCUUUCGACGCGGACGCGGUGGUACGCCAGGUGCACUACGACCCCACACUCAAGAGGAUCAGGUGCAACGACAGUUUGAAAGAGGACGAGUGCGAGGCCCUGGACCUCUCUCAGUUGAAGUUCUUAGAUGAUCUGCUCACGUUCGCUGAAACCAGGGAGUGCGACGAUGCAUCCAUCACCCUGGAAGUACUGACGGGCGAGAUCAAGGCUGGCGGCAUGAGAGUCAACGGGAGGAAGACCGAGAUUAUGCUCACGCCGUCGGGGAUCGGCAGUAAGAAAAAGGUCACGAACCGCAUCAAGGCAGCUAACUCUACUCACGCUCGCCUGCUGCGACGUGCGUUCAAGAGUGGGUUCAGUGCAAAGUUGAAGACCAGAUUGUGGAAGGCGCUUGUCCGCUCGGUGUGCCUGUACUGCCUGGAGGUCGCACACCUCACCAUGCGGGAGCUGAACAAGUUGGAGAGCUGGCAAGUGAAGAAGCUUCGUGGAUUGUUGCAUUCGCCAGCCCACCUGCAUAAGACUACAAACCGUGAGAUCAGGAAGCGGGCCCGUACGCCGACUGUUACGAGCACACUGUUACUGAGAAGGUUGAGGUGGUGGCGACAAGUGUUGUGGCUUGCUUUCAGGGAGCCCAGCGACGAUUUGCACGACCCGACGCUGGCGAUCAGGGCGGUCAUAUUCGGCCGAUUCUCGUUUGAGAGGGUCGGCCAUGGGGGGCAGUCGGGCACGCUGAUUCUGCUGCUGGGCGACAUGCGGCAGAUGUGGCAGACCGCGGACGUGCAGGAGAAGCUCACUGCCCGUCGGCUCUUUCAGCUCCGCGGCGACCUACACGAGCUGGCCGAGCCGCGGCUGCGCUGGCUCCCCGCCCUUGAGCCGCGCAGCCUUCACCGUGUGCUGACUUAUGGCGGCGAGGCGGACGCUGUGACUGAUGCUGCAGCCAUCUUGCGGCUGGGGCUCAAGCCAGACCUGCAGAGCUUCCAGCGCUCGCGGCCUCCUCUGUCGAGCUCGCCCCAGCUGCUGCCAGCGAUGUUCCAGCCGAACAGCGAGGUACAGGCGUUGACGGGCAGCAGCGCCAACAUGAGGACGGCGGUCGAGGCAGGGGCCGGGGGCGAGGGCAAGGACGACCAACCCGACGCGGUGGGCAUCCCGGGCACGGCGCCCGGCCGCCUGGCCCUGCUACACGAGGACAUGGCGAGGGCGGCGCACCACGGCAACUUCGUGUUUCCGCCCAAGCCGUCGCAGAAGAUGGCGAUCACACUCGACCAGGCUCUGGCGCACUGCGUGGACGAGGGCGCCAAGGCCAAGGAGAAGGUGAAGGAGGAGGAGGUCUUCCUGGGCAACCUGAUCGGCAAGCGGCCAGACGCGCAGGCACUGGCAGUCCUGUUCCGCGUGGCGGAGGCCGUGGAGGGCAUGAAGGAGGCGGCGCCGGCGGCCGCCACGCAGGGCAUCGAGCCGAUUGGAACCAAGGCCGCGCUGGACGAGCUCCUGCGCUACGGGGCGACGGCGCAGGACCAGCAGCUAAAGUUCGCGGCGACGAGGUCGCAGUUGGCCAAAGAGGCGGAGUCGCUGGCGUUCAAGGGCGACAAGGGGGCGCAGGCGAACAAGAGCAAAAAGCCGAAGAAGAUGUAG
This is a messenger RNA of Prorocentrum cordatum, 3004 nucleotides long. The record is from the annotation of a GenBank genome assembly. Lineage: Eukaryota; Dinophyceae; Prorocentrales; Prorocentraceae.